Messenger RNA from Quercus robur (English oak), 3063 nucleotides. Its product is annotated as wall-associated receptor kinase-like 10. Gene Ontology annotation, biological process: protein phosphorylation; cell surface receptor signaling pathway. Lineage: Eukaryota; Viridiplantae; Streptophyta; Magnoliopsida; Fagales; Fagaceae. Gene Ontology annotation, cellular component: plasma membrane. The record is from RefSeq and is a predicted model, not a curated record. Gene Ontology annotation, molecular function: protein serine/threonine kinase activity; polysaccharide binding; ATP binding. Bases 736 to 2928 code for a protein of 730 amino acids. The transcript has 4 exons.
AUACAACCUUUUUCCCUCGGCUUUUGCUCUCUUCCUUCAGAUGACAUUACUCAUAACCCAACCUCCCCAUUCACACUCAUCUCACCCACCUCUCUGAACCAACAUAAAAUCACUUCCUUGACUUUUACACUCAUCUCACCCACCUCUCUGAACCAACAUAAAAUCACUUCCUUGACUUUUUCUGAGACCCAGCCUUUAUAUCAAACUCCAGUGGUGUUGUUCAUAUCAUAAUCUCACGCGUGGGGCACGGUUGAGAGAAGAACCCAUCCAAGCAAAGACCUAGCACCACCAACAUCGUCAUCUCUCACCUGCGCCGACAUCAGUCAGUUCAUCAGCUCCGACCUCUGUCCAGGUGAUGGGCCUUCAGGAUAUGGAGGCAGAAGUAUAGAGAAGGAAAUGGAAAAGAAAAAACCACAAACCUUUCUCUUACAUUCGGUGUGUGUGUGUCUGUGGAGAUAGGAAGACAAAAUAGUGUUUUGGGUGAAAGGAAAGAGAAGAGGACAUGCGCGAUAGGAAACCAAACUUCUGACCCCUGCAGGCUGUGGGCUCCACCGAAAAGUGAAAAAAUUGAGUACUGAGAUGUGGGGCACGGUUUUGAGAUAUUGGAGCCAAACAAAAAUUUUCAGUUUUGGGUUUUGAGUGAGAUAGAGUUUUGAGAAAUGAGUGAUGUUUUUGAGUUAUGUGUUUUGAGUUUUGAGAUACUUCCAAUCCAAACACCAUCUUAGACACCCAAAAAUGAAAAUGGCUGUGCAAUUUGUAAUGCGAAUUACUAUUUUAGUUCUGCUGACAUAUGAAUUAGCAGAAGCAGAAGCAGCAGCAGCAUGUUAUAGUAGUUGUGGAAAUCUUGAAAUUCCAUACCCGUUUGGAAUCGGACCUCAUUGCUACAUGGACAAGAUGUUCGAAGUUGUUUGCAAUGGAACUGGCAGCUCUGUUAAAGCCUUCUUAACUAGUAUUGACAAGGAGGUGCUGCAAAUCAAUAUUAGUAGCGGUGCCUAUAAUUCUUAUCCUACGGUUCAGGUCCAAAUGCCAAUCAUAUAUUCGAACGGUUGUUCGAGCUCGGGAAGUGGUGAAGCUUUGAACAUUUCAGGAAGUCCCUUUAACUUCUCCUUCGAUUAUAACACAUUCAUUUCUGUUGGCUGUGACAACUUUGCAACAAUAACCGGACUUGGUCCUGUGGUUUUUGGGUGCAAAUCGCAUUGCAAUAAAGGCAAUAUUGUCGAAGGAACUAGAUGCUCCGGUUUCAACUGCUGCCAGUCAGAAUAUUUCCCUAUAAACCAGCAAGAAUUUCAUGUAGAAUUCAGAAGUAUCAGUGAAUCAAAAGUAAGACAGGAAGAAGAGUGCAAGUAUGCUUUCCUAAUGGACCAAAAUUGGUUAAAGUCAAACAAACCAGAUCCCUCUUCUGUGCAAUACUGGGAAACCGUUCCCGUAGUGCUGGAAUGGGCGAUAUCAAAGCGGACCAAAAACUCACGAGACAUGUUUGAAUCCCACAAGAACCUAAGCGAUGUCAGUUGUUCUUUCUCAGACGAGGACAUGGACUUCGACAGCUUUACUUGCGAAUGUGCUUACGGAUACCAAGGAAAUCCUUAUCUUCCCAGGGGAUGUAAAGAUAUAAAUGAAUGCGAAUCAAAGAAUUUGGACCAAUGUCCCUACUAUUUAGAGUGUGAGAAUAUAGAAGGCAGUUUCAAUUGCAACAAGCGAAAGUCUCCAGACUCUCCACUGAGGUUAGCCAUUAUAGUUAUUUGUCCGAGCUUUGGGCUAUUGUUUUUACUCCUUAUUAUUUGGUGGUUAUACAAAGUGAUAAAGAAAAGAAACAAAAUCAAGCUCAAGCAAAAAUUCUUCAAAAGGAAUGGUGGUUUGUUAUUACAACAACAAUUAUCUUCAAAUGAAAACAACGUUCAGAAGGCAAAAUUAUUCAAUUCAAAAGAGUUGAAAAAUGCAACUAAUUGUUUUAAUGAAAAUAGAAUACUUGGUAAGGGUGGACAAGGUACAGUUUAUAAAGGAAUGUUAAUUGAUGCAAGAAUUGUGGCAAUUAAGAAGUGCAACAAAGUGGAUGAGGGAAAUCUUGAACAAUUCGCUAAUGAGAUUAUCAUUCUUUCACAAAUCAAUCAUAGAAAUGUGGUUAAACUACUCGGAUGUUGUCUAGAGACAGAAGUUCCUUUGUUAGUUUAUGAAUUCAUUCCUAACGGCACACUUUUUCAGUAUCUCCAUGAAGAAAAUGAAGAUUUUCCAUUGCUAACAUGGGAUAUGCGCUUAAGAAUUGCCACAGAAAUCGCGGGAGCUCUAUCAUACUUACACUCAGCAGCUUCACUACCCAUUUACCAUCGAGACAUAAAAUCUUCAAACAUACUCCUUGAUGAGAAAUAUAGAGCAAAAGUAGCAGACUUUGGCACUUCAAGAUCAGUGACCAUUGACCAAACUCAUGUAACCACUCUAAUAUAUGGCACUUUUGGGUAUUUGGAUCCAGAAUAUUUUCAAACGAGCCAAUUUACAGAAAAGAGUGAUGUUUAUAGUUUUGGAGUGGUCCUUAUUGAGCUUUUAACAGGAGAAAAACCAGUUUCUUUGACAAGAUCACAAGAAGGUCGAAAUCUAUCUACAUAUUUUGUUCAUUCAUUAAAAGAGAACCGCCUCUUUGAUAUACUCGAUACUCAAGUAAGUAAGGUUUGUAAUAAAGAUGAAGUCAUAGUAAUUGCUAACCUUGCAAAAAGAUGUGUGCACUUGAAUGGAAAGAAACGACCUACAAUGAUGGAGAUCAUGAUGGAAUUAGAGGGAGUUCAAAAAGUUUCUACUGCCCAACUAAAUUUUGAAGAACUUGAAUAUGUUAGAAAUGAAGAAAUGGGGCUGCGGAAUGACGUUUCAGUUUUAGCAAGUUCAUGCUUAGAAUCAGGUUCAGCUUCAUCAUCAGACGUCUUGCCACUUUUAUCCAUCUAAUCGGAUUGAUUAAAAACUAUGAACUUAUUCAUCUUUGUUUUAUGUUGUAAGCUAUUAUCAAAUCAUAUUCCUAUUUUUAAACUCCUACUACUAGAGUUGCAGUAAUGAUAUUAUAUCUUUGUUUGGUUUUGUUUA